Molecule: messenger RNA, 2626 nt
Organism: Coffea eugenioides
Lineage: Eukaryota; Viridiplantae; Streptophyta; Magnoliopsida; Gentianales; Rubiaceae
Product: MACPF domain-containing protein CAD1-like
Exons: 8
Coding region: 466-2220 (584 amino acids)
Biological process (GO): regulation of salicylic acid mediated signaling pathway; plant-type hypersensitive response
Cellular component (GO): plasma membrane
Source: RefSeq, a predicted model, not a curated record
CAAAGGUGUCAGUGAGUCAGUCAGUCAGAUAGGUGAAGAAGACGACCAGCGACAAGAAGAAGAAGAAGAAGAACAAGGAUCGUUGAUCAGGGAGAAUUUUGUUGGUUUGCCUGGGGUGUGUCUCUGCAUUUCACCCCAAAGUUAGCCAGCCGGUAGGGGUCGAUACGGACACUCGGAGAAAGUUCUAUGACCAGAGGAUUAUACAGUAUUGAUGAUCGGAUGAUGAUGCUUUAGACCUUUUUUCCGGCCUCAAAAAUCUUUCUUGGUGGUGAUUCAACUGCAAAUUAUUAGAUGCACUUUGGGCUUUGGACUGGAUACUCUUUUUAACUUUUUUGGUGGGUAGGUCGUGGGGUUGACCUGGUACGGAUUGGAUUGUGUUGGAGCUCUCUACUGCUCUCUGAGAGACGACUCUAGCCUCUAGGGGGCGGAGCGGUGCGGAGCUCUUUCUUGGGUGAUGAAAUUGAAAUGGAGGAAAAUGCAGCAGCUUUGCAUACUGCUAUCAGUGCCGUGCAUGCCUUGGGCAGGGGCUUUGAUGUCAACUUUGAUACCAGAUUGCUUUACUGCAAGGGAGUUUCAGGCGCCACUGUAGUGGAGAUCGACGAGGGCAAUACCAGGGAUCUCUGUUUGUAUGAUAACUUAGUUGUCCCCAGUGUUUCCAGGGAUAUCAAGACCUUUUCUGAGCCUGCUGCCCGUCAUGCCUCUGGUGUUUGCACUUAUGAUGAGAUGGUGGAGUAUUUUAAUAGAAGGGCAAAUUUAUUUGGACAUUCUCCUCUUGGAAGCUUCAAUGCCGCAUUUAGCUAUACUGGGUCUAAGCACAUAGAUGCUGCUACUACAAAGACCCUUUCCAUAGAUGGAUUCUUCAUUCCUCUUGCAAAGCUUGAACUCCGGAAAUCUUCCAUGGUAUUGCAACAAAAUGCUAGAAGAGCAAUACCAACGUUAUGGGAUCCACCAGCCUUGGCUAGCUUCAUUGAAAACUUUGGGACCCAUGUUAUUACAUCUGUAACUAUUGGAGGGAAAGAUGUUAUAUAUGUGAAACAACAUGACUCGUCAUCUUUGUCGACCAUGGAAAUAAAAAGUUACGUCCAAGACAUUGGAAAUCAAAGGUUCUCGAGUGCAGAAAGUCUAACGAGUUCAGGUUUAUUGAAAUACAAGGAUAAGGGACAUGAUCCUUCUUUAUUCAACAGCCAAGGGAUAUAUCCACAACCAAGUAUUACACCUAUUCUUGCAGGCAAUGGAAAAGAGGAUGUUACAGUCAUCUUCAGACGAAGGGGAGGGGAUGAUCUUGAACAAAGUCAUACUCAAUGGGCAAGAACAGUUCAAUCCUCUCCAGAUGUUAUUGAGAUGCAGUUUUAUCCAAUUUCACUCCUUCUUGAUGGGGUUAGAGGAAAGGAGCAUUUAACACGAGCUAUAGAUCUCUACCUGGACCACAAACCUCAGAUUGAAGAGCUGAGAUAUUUUCUAGAGUUUCAGGUCCCUCGAACAUGGGCCCCUCUGCAGGACAGGCUUCCAGGUCAAUCAAGAAAGGAACCUGUUUGCCCAUCUCUGCAGUUUAGCAUGAUGGGGCAAAAGCUUUAUGUCAGCCCGGAGCAAGUAUCAGUGGGACGCAAGCCUGUGACAGGCAUGCGGCUUCAUCUGGAAGGAUCCAAGCAGAAUCGUCUGUGUAUUAACCUUCAACAUCUGGCAUCUCUUCCUAAGAUCCUCCAGCCAUACUGGGAGUCACACGUGGCAAUUGGCGCUCCAAAGUGGCAGGGUCCUGAAGAACAAGAUAGUAGAUGGUUUGAGCCUGUGAAGUGGAAGAACUUUUCGCAUGUGAGCACUGCACCAGUAGAGAGCCCUGAAACGUUCAUAGGUGAUUUCUCAGGCGUGUAUGUAGUCACUGGAGCACAGCUUGGGGUGUGGGAUUUUGGUUCACGGAAUGUGUUGCAUAUGAAGCUUUUAUAUUCACGGCUUCCGGGAUGCACCGUACGAAGAUCAUUAUGGGAUCAUGCCCCAAAUGAAAAAUUGAGGAAGCAGGUUGCGACAGGAAGUAACAGCAGUGAUUUGACUUCAGGUUCAGGGGAGAAGUUAGCAGGCAACAAGUUGGCAAAAUUUGUGGACACAACAGAGAUGUGCAAGGGACCAGAAGAUCCUCCAGGUCAUUGGCUGGUUACAGGAGGAAAGCUUGGGGUAGAGAAAGGGAGAGUUGUGUUGAGGCUAAAAUAUUCUUUGCUGAAUUAUUGAGCCACCCUUCUUCAGAGGUCAACUUUACGCAGCAAUUUUCAUUAGAUGGUUUUGCAUUGUGUACACGGUUCGCGGUCAUCUUGCAAGGGAACUUGCUUCGUGACAUGAUGCAACAGAGAGAUUUUUCCUCCUGGGGUUGUCCUGUGUUGUGUAAGUUGAUUUCGCAAUUUUGCACCAGCUUCCUAUCUUGUGAGUCAUCCCCAUGCGAGCUCUGUAGCUAGUAUUAAUUGUAAUUUGUCCAGUUAGUCUACCUUACUUGGUCACCCUCAAAAGGUAAACUCGUGGGGACGUGGGAGUUCACGGCCUCUCCAGACAGGAGGUCUCCCAUAUCUGGACGGUUUUGUUAAUUCUGUACUACUACUCGUUAGUGAUACAACCUGGAAAAAGUAUGUUGUUUCUGUUUGAA